Molecule: messenger RNA, 1386 nt
Organism: Vollenhovia emeryi
Lineage: Eukaryota; Metazoa; Arthropoda; Insecta; Hymenoptera; Formicidae
Product: protein C10
Exons: 3
Coding region: 749-1099 (116 amino acids)
Biological process (GO): post-embryonic development
Source: RefSeq, a predicted model, not a curated record
CCAAAUUGUCGAAUAUGCGAAGAAGGGCGAACAGUUCGAUCGUACGCUCGAGAAAAUUCAAUUACCUCGGACACACUCGUGUUUCUGAAAUCGGCCCCUCCGAGUUUCUAAGAAUGUUUGGGAUAACCUAUACGUUUCAACAGUCCAUACUUAAAUACUGAAACACUAAAGCAGUGAUACAUAUGUUACAUCUUGAUAAAAGUUCAAUGUGCUUCUCCCAAAUUUGACUGUCGCGUGCGAUCGUGCCUUGUGCCGUAGAAUCAGAAUCUGUGCGAAAAAUUGGUCUGCUCAUUAAUUUUCGAAAACAAAGCGGCCAAGCGCGGACAAUGUCAGUACUUGGAUGGGUGACCGCUUGGGAACACCGUGUGGCGUUGGCGUAAUUUUUUUUGCCACAUCGAAUUUAGGAUCGCGAGUUCCAACGCUGACAACCGACAGAUAAAACACAAAUACUGCAGUUUUCAGCAGUAAUAUGUCACGAGAGAAGAUCUGUUGUUGCUAAACGAAAUCGCGUCAGAUUACAUGUUGAUAGUCUGGAAAAAGAGCAGUUCUACGUGAAAAAUUAUUACAUGUGAACUACUCGUCGAUUUAACCGUAAGAAGAGUUAAAUCUGCAGUGUCUUAACUUACCACGCGUGAUUAGCGAUCUAAUAUUGUGUAUAUAUAACAUAAUAACGCCUGUGGGGGGGGGAAAACAUAACAUAACCACUGUGGAGAAAAACAUAACCCUCGGUUACAGCCGCUCGUGCACUAUGGCAAGCGUUCCUGGUUUCACGCUGGAAACUGCGAAAGCGAUAUUGACAGAAGUUCUCAAGGCACUGAACACACCCGAGAACCUGCAGAAACUCGGAGAGGCGAAGGAAAGCUCCGGCAACGAAAUGUUGAAAAUGAUGCAAUUCGUGUUUCCGCUGGUGACGCAGAUUCAAAUGGACGUCAUAAAGAAUUAUGGAUUUCCAGAAGGGAGAGAAGGUAGCGUACAAUUUGCACAGCUCAUUAGGGCCUUGGAGAGAGAGGACGCCGAAAUAGCGCAGCUGCAUAGCCAGGUCCGGUCGUACUUCCUUCCACCGGUUACGAUAAACUCCUCGACUGAAGCAUCUCUUUAGAUCGCAGCGGAUUCCGUUUAAAUAUCAAUGAACUCUUCUAGAAAGUUCAUAUGUAUAUCAUUUUUAUUGAAAGACUGCAUUGUUAAAUAAUAACUUAGUGUGAAGAAAGAAAUUAUCCUAUAUCUUUAUGAAAAUAGAUGGGUUUUAUAACAGUUUUUUGUUAUAUAUAUAUACUUAUUUUGAAAUUAAAUAUUAGAAUGAUUCGUUGAUUAUCACUCAUCUAAAAUCUACAUGUAAUAUCUGAACAGAAAUAUUUGUAAAGAUAAAUAUCUUUAUUACUGAUGAAA